This is a messenger RNA of Choloepus didactylus (southern two-toed sloth), 1831 nucleotides long. It is a transcript of the gene CLTRN, whose product is annotated as collectrin, amino acid transport regulator. Bases 408 to 1154 code for a protein of 248 amino acids. NCBI's taxonomy places the organism in Eukaryota, Metazoa, Chordata, Mammalia, Pilosa, Megalonychidae. The transcript is spliced from 8 exons. The record is from RefSeq and is a predicted model, not a curated record.
GUCUCGUCACGCCUCUCCCGCGCCUGAGACGUUGGCUGAGAGGUUCCCCGACUCGCUCCACGCUUCCUUGCUGCACGCUCUUAGGACGCCCCCCUGCGGGCGGCACCUGAGCCUGGGAACUGGCUGAGGAGCGGGCGGGGCCCGCAGUGCCCCUGGGAAACCCGCCUGGGUCCAAGUGCUAGACGCUGGCGCCCUUUGCCGCGUGAAACGAGGUCAUGAAUCCAUUAUCCUCGUCUAAAAAGUGACUUUUUUUCAGGUUUCCCUCAGCUCCAAUUACCACGAUUUGAUGAACAGAGACUGGCUCCCUGCCUUUACUGCAGAGAUGAAAAAUGGAAACAACUGGAAAGAAGGAAAAAGAAACAGCCCAGAGUCCUAUCUCAGUCCCAAGAUGAUCAUUUUAGAAAAGAAUGCUGUCCAUUUUGAAUAAUGAAAUUUCCAUCUCACCUAACAGUGAAAUUGCUGGGAUGGCGAGGCUAACUUUUGGCUGCCUCUCCCUCCAGUCCGACUUUUCUGGAUUCUGCUCUUGCAGCCAAGGAGAAGGAGACGGAGAAAAUGCUUUCAAAGUGAGACUUAGUAUCAGAACAGCGCUGGGAGAUAAAGCAUAUGCCUGGGAUUCAAGUGAAGAAUAUCUUUUCAAAGCGUUGGUGGCUUUCUCCAUGAGAAAAGUUCCCAACAGAGAAACAACUGAGAUUUCCCAUGUCCUCAUCUGCAAUGUCACCCAGCGGGUGUCAUUCUGGUUUGUGGUUACAGACCCUUUGAAAAACCACACCCUUCCUGCUAUGGAGAUACAGUCAGCCAUAAGAAUGACUAGGAACCGGAUCAACAAUGCUUUCUUUUUGAGUGACCAGACUCUGGAAUUUUUAAAAAUUCCUUCCACUCUUGCACCACCCACUGUCCCGUCUGUGCCUGUCUGGAUUAUCAUCUUUAGUGUGAUAUUUUGCAUCGUCAUAGUUGCAAUUAUGCUACUGCUUUUAUCAGGGAUCCGCCAACGUAGAAGGAAUAAUAAAGGACCCUCUGAAGUGGAUGAUGCCGAAGAUAAAGGUGAAGCCACGAUCACAAUUGAAAACGGUAUCCCCUGUGACCCCCUGGACAUGAAGGGAGGGCACAGUAACGACGCCUUCAUGACAGAGGAGGAGCGGCUCACCCCCCUCUGAAGAGCUGCUGACCUGCUUCCCCAAGGCAGGGAGACACUUGUUUCUGGAAAUGCUACUGCUGAGCAUCCCAAAAUAUCAAGGGCAGAUGAUGCAUUUUGUUUCACCAUUCCACUUCUUUUGUAAGAAAUUUUGAAUGUGCAUGAAAGUUAAAGGCAAUCAGUGAUAACAAUGAAGACAAUUGAAAUCAUAAGCUGUCGACUACUGAAAAUAUUUAAAAAUGUUUCUCUGACAAUACAAGUAUACUUCUGUGGUGUUUGUAGUUACUGAUUUAUAAAUGCUUUAAAAUUUAAGCAUUUCCAGAAAUAAACUCAGGGCACUAUAUGUAUGUAUUUCACCCUUAAAAGACGUAAGGAAAAAAUUUUUUUUCCAGUGGAGAUUGCCUAUAAUAUGGUGUAGAAAUCAUGGAAAAUGGAUCUUUUUUGAAUAUUGUUUAUAUCACUCUGUAUAUGACUAAGUAAGCAAGAGUAAAAAGUAAUUAUUGUAAAUGGGAUUGAUAAAAAUGGGAAUGUCGAUACACAGGGUGGAAUUUGACCCUGUUAUCAUACCAAUAGUUGCUGAUAUAUUUUCUGAAUAUCCGUCUCUAAUAGGGCAGUUCUAUUUGUUGACUAUUUCUGAAAUUGGUAAAAAUCCAAUCUAUGCUGAUUUAAUAAAGCACUAAUCAUUUCUUUUUGAUUAUA